Messenger RNA from Durio zibethinus, 1556 nucleotides. RefSeq names its product protein RETARDED ROOT GROWTH-LIKE-like. NCBI's taxonomy places the organism in Eukaryota, Viridiplantae, Streptophyta, Magnoliopsida, Malvales, Malvaceae. The record is from RefSeq and is a predicted model, not a curated record.
UGGCCAAAAAACCAUAGAAACUACUUGUUCGUUUAAUGACAAAAAGCCAAUGUUGCGUUCCAUUCACCAACUCCCUUUCUUCUCUGUUCGUACAACCCGCAUCCAAACAUUGUCUUACUAUUCCUUCCUCUGUUUCUCCUCUCCUCUCCCUAAACCCCAAUCCUCUUUCGCUCCCGCCAAAACCCUCUCCACCGCCAUUAUCUCAUGGACCUUCAACGGAGGUGGAGGAGGAAGCGGCCGCAACACCAUCUGGAGUGUUUCAGCCAGGCGCAUUUCCUCCAUUCCGACGCUGCAACCGGAAACGGUGGUUGAUUGGAACGACGCCGUUUCCUCCUCGGAGGUAGGCGAUGUUGGCGACGACAACUACGUCGAUGAUAGAACGUUGGAAGAAGACACUAAACGCUCUAUUCCAGUUCGAGCUUAUUUUUUCUCCACAAGUGUGGAUUUGAAAGGAUUGGUGGAGCUGAACAAGCAAAAUUUUAUACCACCCACAUCGCGAAUGACUAAUUAUAUAGUUCUUAAGUUUGGCAAUCUUGCUACUUCACCUGGUCCUGGUGCCUUCAUAAGUGGAAGUGACUGCUGUUUCAUGGUGGUAUUCCAUUAUGGCUCCAUUGUGUUGUUCAAUGUGCACGAACAUGAAGUGGAUGAUUAUCUGAAAAUUGUUGAGCAACAUGCAUCAGGAUUGCUUCCUGAAAUGAGAAAGGAUGAGUAUGAGGUAAGAGAGAAGCCAACUCUAAACACAUGGAUGCAAGGUGGAUUGGAUUACAUUACGUUGCAAUUCUUGAAUAUUGAUGGAAUCCGUAUCAUUGGAAGUGUUCUUGGUCAAAGUAUUGCUCUUGACUACUAUGUGCGCCAGGUUGAUGGGAUGGUUGCUGAAUUUACCGACAUAAACCGUGGGAUGGAAAAAACAGGAACAUUUACCAUGGACAGCAAAAAACUUUUUCAGAUAGUAGGAAAGGCAAAUUCUAAUCUUGCUGAUGUGAUUCUUAAGCUUGGACUUUUUGAGAGAUCAGAUAUUGCCUGGAAAGAUGCCAAAUAUGCUCAAAUAUGGGAAUUUCUACGAGAUGAAUUUGAAUUAACUCAAAGAUUUGCAGGUCUUGAUUUUAAGUUGAAGUUUGUGGAGCACAAUAUUCACUUUCUUCAAGAAAUUCUUCAAAAUAGGAAAUCAAAUUUUCUGGAGUGGCUCGUCAUUGUGUUGAUAAGUGCUGACAUUGUUAUCUCUCUCUAUGACCUUAUUAAGAGGUCAUUAUGACCCUUGUACAGAGGAAUUGUUAGCCAGAUUCAUCCAUUAUACUCUUGAAAUCAGCCACCAUUGGCAUGCCAGCUCGAAGGUUGUGGAUUUUUUGGUUACUUUUUAAUUAGCUUGAAAUAACCUGCAAGCUAUCAUAGCCUACAUUAUUUUUUUGCUUUUCUUGUCUCUGUCUAAUUUCCUGUUUACUUUAAUUUUUUAUUAAGGCUCCAAAUGUGAUGAGAUUGAUUCCGAUGAGAUUACAAAUAGUAAUAAAAGUAUUUAAUGAGAAAUUUAUGUAGAACGAACGUUACUAGAUCUAUCAUUU